CUGAAGGAACAUAACCGGAAGUCGUACUCCCUGUGUACAUAUAGUACUUGACGUGUGGAGCAUCAACCAUGGACGAUUAUCACACAGAAGAGGAGACUGCAUUCAUCAACGAAGAAGUGAGCAAAAUCAUCAAAGAGUCAGUGGAAGCAGCAAUUGGGGGAAAUUCAUACCAGCACAGCAGAGUGAAUCAGUGGACCACCAGUGUUGUGGAGCAGUGCCUCAGUCAACUCAGCAAACUAGGGAAGCCUUUCAAAUACAUCGUGACCUGUAUCAUCAUGCAAAAAAAUGGCGCAGGUUUGCAAACAGCCAGUACAUGCUUCUGGGACAACUCAACUGAUGGGAGCUGUGCAGUGAGAUGGGAGAACAAGUCCAUGUACUGUAUCGUCAGUGUCUUCGGGCUGGCCAUCUGAAAAACAUCAGUGUGCAUAAACUGAAUGAAAAGUGUGAGAUAUUUGUGUAUUUUUGAGGAUCUGUUGUAUUUUAUAUCAAAUGAAGUGUAAUAAUAAAACUUUGCAAUACUGUG
This is a messenger RNA of Notolabrus celidotus (New Zealand spotty), 523 nucleotides long. It is a transcript of the gene dynlt1, whose product is annotated as dynein, light chain, Tctex-type 1. The record is from RefSeq and is a predicted model, not a curated record. Gene Ontology annotation, biological process: microtubule-based movement. Lineage: Eukaryota; Metazoa; Chordata; Actinopteri; Labriformes; Labridae. Bases 69 to 410 code for a protein of 113 amino acids. Gene Ontology annotation, molecular function: dynein intermediate chain binding. The transcript has 5 exons. Gene Ontology annotation, cellular component: cytoplasm; cytoplasmic dynein complex.